Acanthaster planci (crown-of-thorns starfish) is the source of this 4651-nucleotide messenger RNA. Its product is annotated as organic solute transporter subunit alpha-like. NCBI's taxonomy places the organism in Eukaryota, Metazoa, Echinodermata, Asteroidea, Valvatida, Acanthasteridae. The record is from RefSeq and is a predicted model, not a curated record.
UUGCCUCAAUGCAAACACAAUCUCGCCUGCAAUGUUACAAAGGUUGUCAAAGGUUGAUCAUCGGUUAAUUGAUAACGGGAAGUAUUUCUGCCUGUUUUGAUAGCAACUAGUACAAGAUCAGCCCCUCGACCCAGCGCGAUAAGCAGUACGCGCGACGCAUUCUAUCUGUUUUGGCCUAAAUGGUAGGACUUGAACGCGCAUCGCCCUUCUUAUCUCGGCUGGGAACCGUGAUUCGUAGCUUUUUUAAUCUCAUACAGUAUUGAAAUCUGCGGCAUCUUUCUAAUCUGGUUGUGCUGAACGUGAAGUCAACGUGCCUACUAUAAUGUGAAAAGUGGACAGCAUAUUACUGCACCGCAUUUUCAGGAUACUGUAAAUUGUUUAGGUCCUUUCGAGUGAUCCGUGUCUCAAGAAGAUGGGAGCUUUACUCGGUAUUCCACAGAGGUUCUGCCCUGGUGAAAACGAGACCAACUGGGCCGAUGGGUCAUUAACAUCAGAGCUGGCUAAAUAUCCGCUCUUCACUUUGCUAUUUUCCUAUGCGGCCGUGGCGAGUUUCACAGUCAUCGUAAUAUUCUUAGAAGCUGCGUUCUUUACGGCAACGCGGGUCCCACGUUCGUCCGUGGCCAAUCAUCGCCUCAACACCGUUAUCAUGAUGUCUGCUUUUCCGGCUUUUGUACUGCUCUGUCUACCAGCAGUCCUGAUUCCGAGUUCUGCUGGAUUUUGUCUGGCACUGCAAGACUUAUACUACUCCUUCGUCAUGUUCAAGUUCAUCGUGCUCCAAGUGGAUUACUACGGGGGGCAUCGGAAAAUGAUGGCGCGGCUGGCUGCCGAGAAAGUCAUGUUCAACAUCAAUGUGCCGAUACUCUGCUGCUUAUUUUGCCUCAAACCGGUCCGUCUGACAAGGAAAAGUUUCACGACGAUCAAGAUUCUGGUGCUCCAAACUUCCAUCCUUAAACCGAUAAUGACGUUUUUCAGAGCAAUCGCUGGUUUUGCGAAUGUGAACCUGCUCGGCGUGCCGGAUUUGAUCCUGCAAGCCUUGACUGUCGUGUCCACAAUGACGGCAGUGACAGGAAUGAACAUGCUCACCAAGGCAUCGAGUAGCAAGGAUCUGGAGAAAUAUGACCUGCCUGCUAAGAACCAGCUCAUGACUGCCGGCCUGUUGAUGAACGGGCUUCAGCCAACUCUCAUCUCCCUGGGGACAGUCUUUAGACCCCUAGGUUGCUUCAUCCCUUUCCCUUCACCUUUGCUGGCCUCGCAGUGGCAGGCGUUCCUUGUGAUUCUGGAGUCUACAUUGAUAAUGAUCCCUGUCCUGAGAUACUACAGGACGGCUGACAGCAACGUGGUGGGCGUACCCCCGCCUAUCGAGGAGGACGAGGAAGAGCCAACGACGCAACUGGGGAAGAUGCGACAAUGGAUCAGACGACACACACUGAUGUAAAGCAAGGACAGGUGAACGUAAAUCGCUCGCAGCUUCAUUAACUUAAAGAGACCAGGUGGUGGUAGUGGUAGACAUGCUCUCUUUUUUGGAAACUCAUACUCGUCUUCAGCGAAUGAAAACAAUUUGACGUCCUUCUAGCGGAUUCGGUUUAUUGAAAAAUGUGCUGUUUUAAAGAGUCAAACAUGUCAAUGCUUUUCAGCGCAAUACGUGUCGAAGGAGUUGUUGCUCUGAUGUCAAUCAUCAGGAAAGACACUGUUCAGUGCUGUAGAUUUUUCUGUUCAUAUUGGGAAUCCAAAUGUGCUCACUCAAUGCGUCACUGAGAAAGGGUUGCCGGUUGCAAUGAAUUUAAGCAACAGUGAAUCACCAAGUGAAGGGAUGUUUAGAUCUGCAAAAUAUCAAACAUUUCAGUGUUUGAGAGCACAGAUUAGUGAAACAUUGAAGUUUUCUCUCUUGAGUGUCAUCAUAGUUUUGCUCAUAAAUAUUUACUUUGCAUUAGCAUAAGAACCAAAAGAGUACCAAAUAUUUUGUAUAAAAUGGCAAAUCAGAAUUGACAAUAAGGUUAGCUCUGCGAUGCAUAUUUGCAAGGACUGUGGUAAAAAUGCAUUGCAUAGACCCUUUAAAUGUGAUCACAUGUUCCAAAACUAGGCUGAGGAAUUACAAAGAUGUAUUAUCUGGAAAUGACAUGAACAUAUACACAUAAAUGAGGCAAAUUCUAUAUUGGCCCAGUACCUGCAAUGUCAGAAACUUUCUGCAGAAAAACCUUUGAGAUGGAUCUAACAGUGGAGAGAAAACUUGUCAAACGUCAAAAGUUCAUGUUUCAGCAUGGUUUCGGGGUAUUUGGUCACAACUGUGAAUUUUAUUUGGCAACACACACUAUUCAAGUGGAUGAUUUUAAUGGGUAAUAUUUCGGAAACGGUGGUGUAAAUUGUGUAGUUACAAUAUGUCAGUUACUACACUAAUAACGUUGGACAGCUGAGUUUGUCAUGAAUAAGCCUUUUGCGAGUUAAAUUCGAAUGAAACCUGAUACACUAAGUUAUGAUUGUACAUGAACAUAACCAUUUGAAUUACCCAGACUAAGGGUACUGUUGCUAUACCUCGUGUUUCGGGCAAGCUUUUGCACUGCGACCGCCCUUUCUGGUAUGGACUGGUUUCUUUGUGCCCUUCUUAUCCAUUCAAAGUAGUGCAUUGGUGCAAGGCGUCUCUUAUGUAACAAAGCAAAAGCCAUGAGGUAUAACAACAGUGUCUUUAGUGUGGAUAAUUUAAACUGUAACAUUAACGCGAAAACAGAGAAUUCAGUGUAAAAUUACUCGCGAAAGGUUAACUGGUCAAUACAUUUGCUAUUUAAAUGGGUCGGUUUUAUGAAACUGAUUUACCGUUCAGAUGUUUUCACCAUCAUGAUGGUUAAAUAUAGAUUUCGCAACUCCUGCAGAUCAACAAAAAGCUCAAGUAUCGUUUUACAUGCGUGACAGUUCGGGCAAAUUGUCUUCUCUAGGUGCCAGGUUUGGCAAGCAGGCCCCGCAUUUUGCACACGCAUUGGAAUAGUUCAUGGAAAUGUCUUUACCCUCUCCAUGCACUGGUGGAUUCAAGGGAGGGGCAACAGGGCCAUUUCCGGACCCCCCCCAGCCAGAGAGAAAACAAUGAAACAUAACGAGACUGGCGGCUUCUGUGGUUUAUUUAUUCCUAACGCAUGCGUGUAAAAAGUCAAAUGUAUCCUCACCCUUCAGAGGGGAAGAAACAAAGUUUCCACUCCACUCCCCAAAACAUGGUUCCUUCACUGAGAUACUGCUGGACGGCCGAUGGUAACGUAGUGGGCGUGCUUCCGCCCCUCACUCAAGAGGAAGAGGAACCCAACACGGGAAACGAGAAGAUGAGGCAGUGGAUACGCCGCCACACCCUCAUGUGAUGCCGUUCAGAUUCUUCCCCUUCUCAUUACUUCAAGAUGACACGCCCCUCUUUAAUCCAUAUGAGUGUGUGCAGAAUGAUAGGACUGAACUCUUCUCAUGUAGUCACUUGUUCUUUCAGAGUUGCUCAAUUUCUCCCGUUUCGUGGAUUAAUGCGACUCCAGUUUUACAUGAAACGUUUACUGUGUUUAAAAGAAUUCCUUUGUGCUUCUUUUGAUUUUGUACUCCGAUGCGGUUCUUAAAGCGAUUCAAGUUACUUUUUUAGAGGUUUUGUAAAAUUUAUUUCACAUCUAUGAGACGUUUCUUCAAUCUGAUUUGGUUUGCAUGAUAUUGCGACAGUGAACAUCACCAUUGUCCUUGGAACAAUCUCUGCAAGAUACAAGUAGGCUAUUUUCUAUAUGCUGAACGAUGUGGGCUGUUACUUUGAGCUUCUUUAACAUGUACAAUACUGAAAGUAAAUCUCUCAAUGAAAAAUUUCGACACUGUUUAGGUAGUAAAGUGUCUUCCAAGGUAUACUAUUAUUAAAACACUAGAGUGUCUGUCAAUGUGUUUAGCACAAAGUAUUUUACCAAGUCUAUAGAACACACGGGUAGUACUACUCUAUUAUGCUGCAGUUAGUGUGUAUCGAGUAGGAAUAUGAUGUCUUGUAUUGCAAACAAAUACGACAAUGCACUAUUAGGCGAAAAGUAUUUUCCAUGCGUUUCAUUCACAGAUUGGCUAUGCUACUGGGAGCCAUUGUAACUCUAUAAGUUCAAUUUAUGCAAACAUUCUGCAGGGCAGUUCUUAUGGAAAGGGUCCAGUGUUUCUAGUACUUUUUUAAAGAGUGAGGCAGCUUUGCAAGAAUUACUUGUAACUGUUUUAUUAAAGAAGGUAAACGGUCUUUGUGCUGACGUUGCAUUUCUAGGUUUGAAUAUUUAAUACUGAAUUGUAACAAAUAUCUUCAGUUCAUAAGUAAUGAUGAAAAAUUGAUGAUAGAUGACGCUGGUUCGUUUACAUCUUUCGAUAGUAUUCAUCAUGAGGGAAAGGAAAACUAUUCACAGGACACUAUUGUUUAGAAUAUAACAAUAACCCAAUUUGUUUGUGCAAUUUAUGGAGAGUAUAAAGUGAUUAGACAGUGUGCUCUCACAAGUAACACCCAAUAGAAAUAGUGUCUAUGGCUCCUAGAUGUUCUAAUGACUAUUCGAAUUAAUAGACUAUGUAAAUUUUUAUAUUCCUAAUUUUGGGUCCACUAUGUUUCUUUUCUUUUCUUUUAGAAACAAAGUUGGAAAAAGACACGUAACUAAAAAAGUUGUUUCAUGUUUUCCAUCAGGCUCAU